Messenger RNA from Temnothorax curvispinosus, 1419 nucleotides. RefSeq names its product high affinity copper uptake protein 1 (gene Ctr1B). NCBI's taxonomy places the organism in Eukaryota, Metazoa, Arthropoda, Insecta, Hymenoptera, Formicidae. The coding region runs from base 85 to 486 and encodes 133 amino acids. Gene Ontology annotation, cellular component: membrane. Gene Ontology annotation, biological process: copper ion transmembrane transport. The record is from RefSeq and is a predicted model, not a curated record. Gene Ontology annotation, molecular function: copper ion transmembrane transporter activity. The transcript is spliced from 5 exons.
UGAGAAAAAUUCCUUUGCACGACGAUAUCAUGAAGCGCGUGCUGUCUUUUGAGAAAGUACCUGACGGAGCUAUCUUAAGGCAAGAUGCAUUCAAUGUCAUUUCAUGGCGGCGUCAUAGAAACUAUUCUGUUUCAAGGCUGGCGCAUUGAUAACGCGCAGGGUAUGGUCGGUUCCGUAAUCGGUGUCAUUCUUUUAACCGCAUUGUACGAAGGGCUAAAAUCUUAUCGUGAAUAUCUCUUCUCGCGCACGACGUUUCUCAGGAAGAACCAGCAGAGGAAAUCGAGAAAUGCACUGUUGUUUUCCGGAGUGCAUUUCUUUCAAACGCUUCUGCAUGUGAUCCAAGUGGUGCUCGGCUAUUUUCUCAUGUUUAUUUUUAUGACGUACAACUACUGGCUCUGCAUCGCUGUUGGAGCUGGAACAGCUCUUGGAUAUUGGCUAUUCUCGUGGGAAAAAAUUAAUAAUAACAAUACAGAUUGUUGUUCGUAAAUGCACUUUUAAAAUAUUAAAUUUGACAUUUUUUAAUUAUAUAUAAAACACAUUAGAUAAUUAAAUAUUUUUUCUAAUAAAAUAAUCGGUUCUUUGAUUAUAGAAGCAGUAUAAAUUGCAGAAGCUAACGUCAGAGUGGUAGCCAAUAUUUUACUAUAUUUGUGUGCAUGUAUACAAGAAUAAAUCAUAUUUUUCGUAAUUAAUUAAUACAGUAGUCUUUUUAUUCAAUUAAUAGGCGUGAUAGCGUCUCGCGGAACAUAUAUCUAAUAUAGCAGCAAACUUUGUUAAAAGAAAUUAAUUAUUUAUAUCUGAAUGAACAAACAAGUCUCAGGUUAAUAAUUUAACUUAUUCUUGUACAUUAAUCUUUAAUCGAUACAGUUUUACAUUUUGAAGAAAGUGUAUGUAUGACAACUUUGAAGAAACCUUAUCUAAUCUAAUCUAAUUUAUGGCCAGAUUUCAUUUAUUACUGGUAUCGGUGUUUCAUUUAUCAGCAGACUGCAGACGUAAGUCAAUUCUCUGAUGUCGAAUAUUUCGUCAUUCAUCGAAAAGAGCGUUUAACACGAUGACGAAUAAUCAAAGUAGCUCAAAAAUUUGUUGUUCGCAAUCCAAUGAGCAUCAGUUUAGAUCAGUCCGUCAUAUUAUUUUCGGAUGGGACAGAUUCAAUUCCAUAUCGUGGUUGUUACUAUUAGUGCUCUUCUGCAUUUGGUGUAUAACGUUUUUCUGUACUUACGAACCGGGACCGAUAAAAGGUGAUCAUGAUCAUGAUCAUGAUCAUCAUUAAAACGAUGAAUGUGUAUGGAAAAAUGAAAUAUAAUUAUUACUGAAAAAUGGAGAAAAACAUAAGACUGAACAAAAUUAUCAACGGAAUAUGAACGGAAUCAUUGGACUUUUACGAAUUUAAUAAAAGGAGUUUUCUGAGAGAAAAAUUGAAUA